Messenger RNA from Pygocentrus nattereri (red-bellied piranha), 2953 nucleotides. It is a transcript of the gene tctn1, whose product is annotated as tectonic family member 1. The coding region runs from base 21 to 1925 and encodes 634 amino acids. The record is from RefSeq and is a predicted model, not a curated record. Gene Ontology annotation, biological process: protein localization to ciliary transition zone; cilium assembly. Gene Ontology annotation, cellular component: MKS complex. NCBI's taxonomy places the organism in Eukaryota, Metazoa, Chordata, Actinopteri, Characiformes, Serrasalmidae. The transcript has 14 exons.
ACUCAGCCCGGUUGCUAAGCAUGGCUGCUGUGUUUUGUGCCUUUCUUUUAUUUACGUGUUUGGUAAAAACUCUCUGCAGUAGCGAUGCGGAUUCUGUCCGCUUUAACGCCACUUUCUCUGACACGAACCGAACAUGGUUCGACUGGGAAGGUUCUCUGAAUGUGACGGAGCGGCCGGAGGGAGAAAACGGCACUUUAGCUCCCUUUUCGAUGCCCGCAGCGGCGCCCGCCGAACCCAGCCCCGCUUUCCCAGAAGAGGAGGCUCCUGAACCAACAGCCCGGCCAGACUUAGCUCGGGUGGCCACCGCAGCGCUGCCCUUACCGCUGUCCGGAGCCUUACCGCUGCCGGUCACUCGAGCAUCUGAUCUGUGUCCGUGCAACGUGCAGAGUGAGCAGUGUGAUGUGAACUGUUGCUGUGACCCGGACUGCUCUCAGGAACAGGCGCUGUUUACCCACUGUUCAGUGAAGAAAGUCACUGGUGACUAUAAACUGUGCAGCCAGGAUGCAGCUCUAUACACUCUCAGCACAACACCAGAGGGUUUGUCGCAAGUGAGGACAUCCUUCCAGCAAGAAUUCAACCCCGAUGUUUUCUGUAUACAAUCUGCUAACUAUGAACAGGGCAUGUCCUUUGUCACCCCAAGCACCCCCACUGAGCAGAAUUUCGAUUAUCUCUUUGGGCACUUUGUGGGAUUCUUCUUUGGGAGCUCCAGUGUUACAGGCAGUGCCUUGGAGACUCCUGUACAAGGAAACUCUCCGGGAUAUCUGUAUGGAGACAUCAUCCAAACAGAGGAGGAGGCUGGACAGCGAGGUUUCUUCAGGCUUCCAGCGUCUGCUGGAACAGCAAACUGCUUAGAUACAAACCCUGCAGCAUUUCUGAAGGAUCAGACGAGCAGAUGCAUGAGGAGUUUCGCUUUGGCAGAGGACUGCACCACGUUAGAGGCUUUGAAAUUAAGGACUUACACCAGCUUCCGCAUUUUCUCAGGCAAGGAUACAGAAGCUAAUUUGGUGGCCAUGUGGGUGGAAGCUGUUACCCUGCAGUCGCUGGAGGGCACCCAGACGCUCCUGGAAACAGCUGCUGAUUCUGCCUUUGAACCUGAGUUUCUGCAGCCUGCUGAUGUCUGCAACCAGGUGGUGCUGCAGGUGAAAUACACAGUCAGGUAUGGAGAAGCUGGUCAGAUUGUAAGAGUUGCCGUAUCAUUUGUGCUGGGAGCUGUUAAUAGUGCCAUGCUGCCAAUUCAGCAGGAGUUCCAAAUAGCCUUUGUUCAGGAGGCAAAAAGUGAUACAAUGCUCCGCUCCAGUGGAAACCCUGGUUAUGUGGUUGGACUUCCUCUAGUGGCAGGAUGGAGAACUGCAGAAGGGAUUAUUCAAAGCUCUAACCCAGAGGGGUCACUCACGGUUCUACAGAGCUCUGCAGAUCAAGAUUGCCUGUUCAGCUUUCCUCAGCGGUCACCAGUCCUGUUUGGGAAAGAUGUGGUAUCGGGUUGUACCUUUAGGCUGGAGGAUGGAGCAAAUUGUUCGCUAGUGUCUGAAGCCAUUUUAGGAAGACUGAAAGGCCAGAGUUUUCCAGACUAUGUGGCGUCUUUUGGGAACUCUCUGCCUCAAAACACCAUGGACUGGGUGCCCAUAGGGAACCAAACCACAAUAACGGGCACACAGGGAUGCAAUAUUCCUCUGUCCUAUCAUCUUGAAGUAAGAUGGACCAAGUAUGGAACCCUGGUGAACCCCCAAGCUCAGAUUGUGAGCGUCGUGGAGAUAAUCAGGUUCAACACCAGCACUUUAUCUUCUCUCUCCACUGGUGGCACCAUCGUCCCCGUCACCAGCUCUGUGAGCUUUAUAGAUGUUUCUGCGUCAGCCAGUCCAGGCUUCAGAGUUCCUCCCACCAUCAACGCCAAACUACCCUUCGACUUUUUUUUCCCAUUUGUGUGACCUGGACUGUUUGGACUUACAUGACAAAGUGACAAUACCUCAUUAAGUGAAUUAUGGAAGACUGUAUUUUGCUACAAUCAUUUUUGGACUCUUGAUGUUUCUGUGAAUUCUGUAUUUACUAUAUAUUGUUGAACUAUUUGGUUUUCCAGAAAUUUUAAAUUUGUAUUAGGUCAGCCUGUACUGGUUACAGACCUUAACCCGAACAAGUGUUGGCAGCUGUGUUAGUAAUGUACAUACUAAAUUAUUCCAUAUGAUCUGUACAUAUUGCUCAUGCUCAAACAUUUUUCCCAAUUUUCUUUAUUUUUUAUAUAUGCUGUUCAGAUAUAACAAAGAAUACAUUUGAUUCCUUUGCAAAUCAUUUUUUAUAGUAUACAAAGUAUACAUCAAAGCAUAUUUCUUACAGCAAGCCAGAGACAAGUUUACAUGUUUACAGAAAAAUGUUAGUGCACAUAUAUUUAUGCAGAUGGACAGUGCAAAGGCUUUGAAUAAAAAGGAAAAAAAAGAGCUGGUUAUAAGAAUGUAGACCUGGCAAUUUUUUCCCUUUAUAAAAAUUCUCAACAUACCAGUUUUAGUAUAGCUUAUGGCUUACUUAGCACUAGACUGAUUCACUAUAUCACCUGAUUCAGUAUUAUACCAAUUCACUACAACAAUUAAUUCAAUACUAUGCUUCACUACAGAACAUGAUUCAGUAAUGUACUGAUUCACUACAAAACCCCGAUUCAGUACUGUGCUGAUACAUUACUACACCUGCUUCAGUACUGUACUGAUUCACUUCAAAACCUAAUUCUGUGAGGUACUCAUUCACUACAACACCUGAUUCUGUGAGGUACUGAUUCACUACAGCACCUGAUUCAAUACUGUACUGAUUCACUACAAAACCUGAUCCAGUACUGUACUUAUUCACUAUACCAACUUCUUUUGUACUUUACUGAUUGUGUUCCCAGAUUCAGUAUUGCACUAUAACCUUAUACAGUGUUGUUCUGAUUCAUUACAACACCCGAUUCAGUAUUAAACUGACUAUACUGUCA